Messenger RNA from Tetranychus urticae (two-spotted spider mite), 777 nucleotides. The record is from RefSeq and is a predicted model, not a curated record. Lineage: Eukaryota; Metazoa; Arthropoda; Arachnida; Trombidiformes; Tetranychidae.
AUGUUCACUAUCACAAGACAAGAAUUUGAGAAAGAUUUAGAGCAGUUUUUGGAAAUUUCAAGGGGAACAUCUGAGCCAUGGGAAGGAGUAGAGGCAAAUAACCCUUCUGGUUACGUUUAUGCUGCAUAUUCAAUGACAAAGGUUUUAAAGAAUGAUUCCAAUAUCGAUGAAAAAUGCGCUUCAACAGAAAAAGAUGAUGAUCAACAAGCCGUUUGUACAAAUGAUAGCGUGAUUGUAAAAUUUAAUUAUCAUAUUAUAUAUGAUGAAAGCUUUUCCGUUCCUAUUCUAUAUUUUCAAGCUUUUCACUCAAACGGAUCUCUUUUGAAAAUAGAAGAAAUUUGGAAAAUGAUACCUAAAGAUUACCUCGGGAAUUAUUCGCCAGAAUUAGAAGAACGCUUUGAAAUGCUCAGCUCAAUUGUUUCUCCAACUGAACAUCCGUACCUUGGUGCGCCCUAUUAUAAAUUCCAUCCUUGUCAAACAUCUUCUCUUCUGUACAAUGCAUUUAAAAGUUCAGAAGAAUCGCCAGGAAAAAAGUUCAAUUCUAUAAUAUGUUGGUUAUCAACUAUAGCACCUUUAGUUGGCUUAACUCUUGACCCUUUUUAUGCUAUAGCUUUACAAAAAAAUAAUGUACAGGGCUUUUCACAUUUUAUGCCUUUCGUCUAUCUUAUGCAUAUGCUUUUAGGCAUAAAAGAUAAACCUAAGAAAAGUCCAUUGAUUUUCAAUGGGAAAAAUUAUCAACAAGAUUGGUCAAAAAAAAGGCGACUAUCUUUUAUUUAG